Molecule: messenger RNA, 1761 nt
Organism: Diutina rugosa
Lineage: Eukaryota; Fungi; Ascomycota; Pichiomycetes; Serinales; Debaryomycetaceae
Product: DNA-directed RNA polymerase III subunit
Exons: 1
Coding region: 1-1761 (586 amino acids)
Biological process (GO): DNA-templated transcription
Cellular component (GO): RNA polymerase III complex
Molecular function (GO): single-stranded DNA binding
Source: RefSeq, a predicted model, not a curated record
AUGACCACGCCAAAGCCUGGCUUUCCUCCUCAGCCACCACGCCAUGAUUUGGAGGUGUAUGUGGCACGACAACAUCUUGGGGAACCAGUUGCACGUGUUGUUGGUGCACUUUCGUCCUAUGGUCGGCUCAAUAUCAAAGAGAUCAAUCAGAAAACAAUGCUAGGACUUAACGCUACCAAGCUGGCUGUGGUCGUAUUGUGCCAGCUCAACUGUUUAUACCACUGGAAGGUCAAGAAAGAUUUCAUUUACCAACUCAAUCCUGAGGGUCUCCAACUCUUAAUGCACGCAGGAGACAUCAUUGACCACAUCAAAAAACUACAUGGCGAAGGUGCUGCACAAAUCAUACAAAACGUUCUCGCAAAUGGUUCAGUUAGAAUCAAAGACUAUUGUGGUACGGGAGAAGACGAGAAUUUGGAGGAUCAAACACACUUUUUCAGAUUAUUCUCUGAAAAGUGGUUAAUGCGAUUACAACCCAAAGACUCUAGACCGAUAACUGAAGUGUGGGAUGAGAUAUUCCAUGAAGUUUUGCAGAAAAUUCCUCGGUCGCUGUCUGUUUCGGAAGUAAAGCGAGUGAAUGAGGCUAAAGAUAAGGCUAAGCUCAAAUUAAUGGAAAGUUUGGAGGAAGGCUUGGCCCCUAAAGACUUGUAUAACACCCAGAAUGGUGUAAAGCGCUUGAAACCAGACUUGGUUGUAAAAGUAAAUUGGUCUCGCUAUCUCAAACACUUGCGUACCGAGGCUAUUGUGAAUUUAGCGGCACUGCGCGUUGGUGCUGUAUCUGCCAAAAUUCUUGAGUUGGGAUUAAAGCAUAUCGAAGCCGGUACUCCUGAUCCCUCGGUAGUUCAUCCGUUUCUCCAAAUUCCGGGUCUUAUUAAUGACCCUGAAGAAGAACGACUGUUUAUCAAUCUGGUGGAAAACAAAUUGGUUGAAGAUCGAAAAAUUGUUUUUGCUGUUCACGAUGUUGUUCGUUUGCUUCCGCCUUAUAUUGAUGUGUCAAAUUCAAUAACUACAAAGGCUAAACGAGUUGCUGAAGAGGCAGCCGCGCAAGUCUCCACUAAACGGAUCAAAACAGAAGACGGAGAAGCUAUACCGGUCAAUUCAUCAACUACAGAACAAUAUGAGAGCAAAGUCGAUGACACCUCCAUUUCUGAUAUGGUACAACGUCAUUUAGAUCUUCUUGCUCGAGGUACACUGGUCUCUUUUCUCACUGAGGCAUCUCCAGGAAACUUCUUGGUCCCGUUCACUGCACUUAUAAAAACUCUCAAGGAACAGUAUAUGGAAACGAUUGUGAAGUCGACGUUUGGUGAUCACGCAUUCAGAGUAUUGCGUUGCUUAAAGCAACAGCGUGUGGGGGAUGAAAAGAGUAUCUCUAAUGCGGUUCUUUUACGGGAAAAGACAGUACGGAACGAGCUUUACAAGCUCACUCAAUUGAAUAUGGUGGAGAUUCAGGAAGUUCCACGUUCCGCAGACCGUGCAGCCUCCAAAACGUUCUUUCUCUUCAGACACAAUCCACGUCAUUCUUUUGACUUUCUCAAAGAGUCAUUGUUGUAUGAUAUGGUGAAAGUACUUGAGAAUAUCAAAGACUUCAAAGAGGAUCACAAAAUUCUUUUGGCGAAGUGUGAAAGGGAGGAUGUUAAGGGCCAUGAAGAGGAGUUAUUGUCGAGUCAGGAAUUCAAAACAUUGCGUAUGUUACAGAAUCGUGAAAUCGAAAAUAUGACCCGUUUCAGUCGCUUGAAGAAUUUGUAUAACGCAUUGAACUUAUAG